Molecule: messenger RNA, 930 nt
Organism: Telopea speciosissima
Lineage: Eukaryota; Viridiplantae; Streptophyta; Magnoliopsida; Proteales; Proteaceae
Product: 40S ribosomal protein S8
Exons: 5
Coding region: 65-730 (221 amino acids)
Biological process (GO): maturation of SSU-rRNA from tricistronic rRNA transcript (SSU-rRNA, 5.8S rRNA, LSU-rRNA); translation
Cellular component (GO): cytosolic small ribosomal subunit; ribosome
Molecular function (GO): structural constituent of ribosome
Source: RefSeq, a predicted model, not a curated record
AGUUGGAGCCGCUGAACACAUAUCUUCCUCGACCUUUCUCGCUGCAACAAGCCUACAACCAACAAUGGGUAUUUCUCGUGAUUCCAUGCACAAGAGACGUUCCACGGGAGGCAAAAAGAAAGCAUGGAGAAAGAAGAGAAAGUACGAGCUCGGGCGACAGCCUGCGAACACGAAACUAUCAAGCAACAAGACGGUAAGGAGGAUUAGGGUGCGAGGAGGGAACGUAAAAUGGCGUGCCUUGAGGCUUGACACGGGAAACUACUCAUGGGGGAGUGAGGCGGUUACCCGCAAGACUCGUGUACUGGAUGUGGUCUACAAUGCUUCUAACAACGAGCUUGUGCGUACCCAGACCCUGGUGAAGGGUGCAAUCGUUCAGGUCGAUGCUGCUCCCUUCAAGCAGUGGUAUCUUCAACAUUAUGGCCUCGACAUUGGCCGCAAGAAGAAGCCUUCCGCUUCCGCCAAGAAAGAUGGAGAGGAAGUUGAGGCUACAACUGAGGAGGCAAAGAAAAGCAACCAUGUCCUGAGGAAACUUGAGAAGCGCCAACAAGAACACAAGCUUGAUCCUCAUAUUGAAGAGCAGUUUGGUGGUGGUCGGUUGUUGGCUGCAAUCUCAUCUCGGCCUGGUCAAUGCGGUCGAGCUGAUGGAUAUAUCCUGGAGGGCAAAGAACUAGAGUUCUACAUGAAGAAGAUCCAGAGGAAGAAGGGGAAGGCUGCUGGAGGUGCUGCUUGAGUUUUUCUUUUUCUGUUUCUUUUUCAUAUACUUUGUUUUUGAGCUUUCUCUGUUUUUUUUGGGCGGGAGGUAGGACAUAUUUUUGCAUUUCUAUAUAUCAAGUUAUCAACUAACUCGGCUUAGAUGCUCCUCAGUUUGAACUUUCCCCUCCUUUUUUGGGGAAAAUUUUCCAUUGAAUUGCUCAGAACACCAGUUUAUUA